This is a messenger RNA of Polyodon spathula (Mississippi paddlefish), 901 nucleotides long. RefSeq names its product homeobox protein Hox-B8a-like. The coding region runs from base 65 to 808 and encodes 247 amino acids. The transcript has 2 exons. The record is from RefSeq and is a predicted model, not a curated record. Gene Ontology annotation, molecular function: DNA-binding transcription factor activity, RNA polymerase II-specific; RNA polymerase II transcription regulatory region sequence-specific DNA binding. Gene Ontology annotation, cellular component: nucleus. Lineage: Eukaryota; Metazoa; Chordata; Actinopteri; Acipenseriformes; Polyodontidae. Gene Ontology annotation, biological process: regulation of transcription by RNA polymerase II.
UGUAAUAUAAGGAGGUGUUUUAUGUUGUUUGUAUACAUAUGCAAGCAACAUAAAAAACACAAAGAUGAGUUCCUAUUUUGUCAACUCUCUCUUCUCUAAAUAUAAAAGUGGAGAUUCAUUGCGUCCUAAUUAUUACGAGUGCGGGUUCGCUCAGGAGCUCGGAGCAAGACCUACUGUAGUCUAUGGACCCGGUACCGGCACCGGUUUCCAGCAUUCUACCCAGCUCCAGGACUUUUACCACCACGGCGCAUCCUCUCUCUCGGCUACCCCUUACCAACAGAAUUCCUGCGCCGUGACCUGUCACGGAGAGCCGGGCAAUUUUUAUGGAUACGACGCCUUGCAGAGACAGGCACUCUUCGGAACCCAAGAUUCUGAUUUGAUCCAAUACAGCGACUGCAAACUCGCCAACAGCCUCGGAGAAGACGCGGAAGUCACCGAACAGAGCCCCUCUCCCACGCAGCUCUUUCCGUGGAUGAGACCCCAAGCAGCUGCCGGACGGAGACGAGGCAGGCAGACUUACAGCCGCUACCAAACGCUGGAACUGGAGAAGGAAUUCUUGUUCAACCCGUAUCUGACGCGCAAGCGGCGGAUUGAGGUAUCGCACGCCCUGGGACUGACUGAAAGGCAGGUCAAAAUCUGGUUCCAGAACAGGAGAAUGAAAUGGAAGAAAGAGAACAACAAAGACAAAUUUCCCAGUUGCAAAUCCGAGCAAGAGGAGAUCGAGAAGGAGAAACAAGGAAGAGGCAAGGGAGAAGGCGAGGGACCGGAAUCAGAGCCCCGCACCGAGGACAAUGCCAAACAAGGAUAAGAAAAAUAAGACAGCCAGCAAACAAACGCUAUACCGAACUGUACUGAAGCAUUACAAUCCUUAAUACUCUGUUCCUUGUGUAAACGAUGGAGU